AUGUACAAGGUAUCACAUUUUCCUCGAUGGUGGCUGUGGUACGUCUUUAUUGCUCUGCCGGAAACGGCCGAUACCUUCGAGGAGGAAGUGCGCCAGGCCCUCUCGAUACUCAGCCAUGCACACCUCAGGAUACGUGGAUGGCGUCGGUUUGUGUACGACAACCCGAAAUUAAUACCCGCAGAGCGCAAUGGACCCUAUGGGCUCAUUGUGAAAGUUUACAUCCAUCCCGGGACAUGUUCACGCGGGGAUCCCAAGGGUCGGAAGAAGGUUGAAUAUCAGGCUCUGAAGACCCUGGAGAGUUUGCUAGAAGACGAAACCCCUCAACGACUUUUGGUCAAUGUGGACCACAACUAUGAUUUCUCCGAUGACGAUUCCGAUUCCGAUUGA
Aspergillus affinis is the source of this 387-nucleotide messenger RNA. RefSeq lists its product as uncharacterized. Lineage: Eukaryota; Fungi; Ascomycota; Eurotiomycetes; Eurotiales; Aspergillaceae. The record is from RefSeq and is a predicted model, not a curated record. The coding region runs from base 1 to 387 and encodes 128 amino acids. The transcript has a single exon.